Molecule: messenger RNA, 747 nt
Organism: Callorhinus ursinus (northern fur seal)
Lineage: Eukaryota; Metazoa; Chordata; Mammalia; Carnivora; Otariidae
Source: RefSeq, a predicted model, not a curated record
CAGCUCGGGCGCGAGCAAGAAGGAGGCGUGUGCCCGCGGCGCGGGCCCGCAGGUAAAGCGAACAGAGUAUGCCAAUCAUUCCAUCAGGCACUUAUGUUAAGAACUUGGACGGUGGUAAUUCACCAUGGCUUAUGGCUUGCCAAGAAAGAACACAGUGAAGACCAUAUUGCAGGGCAGUUGUUAUAAAGUACAGGAACCUUGGGAACUUGCACUGCUUACAAAGACCUGGUAUACGAACCUAGCCAACAUCAAGUCACCUUUCUUGGGAAAAAUUACAUUUGGUAGCCCUUUAUGCCUCAGAAAAACUAAAGCCAUUAAGAAUGCUCUGCUCCCUUCUGCAGAAUCCCUCAAACUUGAAAGGGAGUAUGAAAUGAAGCGCUUGAAUCACCUGAAAUGUCAGCAGAAUGUAGCUGUGGAAAUUCAGCUUUCCCUAAGGGAAAGGCAAGUUGGUUUGAGAAGACCUCUUCCACCUAAGUGAUAUCAUCUCAUAAUCAAAUCUGUACUCAGUGCUUUCCACGUCCAAAGGCAAUGAAGGUCUCCAACCUUUUACUGUGUGAAGUUUGGUACAGACAUAUGAAUGCCCACUGGUAGAUUAGCCAGUGGGUUAAUGGACAGCUCUGACAGAUCUUCUGUGUCCCUUCCUUUGUACCACAAGAGACAACACUAGAAUAGAAAUGCAUGAAAUAUUUCCUGUGAUUUGUACAGCUGGAUCUCAAAAUUAAGAGACACACAGAGAGAGAGAGAGAG